Triplophysa dalaica is the source of this 2034-nucleotide messenger RNA. It is a transcript of the gene ap1s3a, whose product is annotated as adaptor related protein complex 1 subunit sigma 3a. Gene Ontology annotation, molecular function: clathrin-cargo adaptor activity. Bases 280 to 741 code for a protein of 153 amino acids. Gene Ontology annotation, biological process: intracellular protein transport; vesicle-mediated transport. NCBI's taxonomy places the organism in Eukaryota, Metazoa, Chordata, Actinopteri, Cypriniformes, Nemacheilidae. Gene Ontology annotation, cellular component: intracellular membrane-bounded organelle; membrane coat; AP-1 adaptor complex. The transcript has 6 exons. The record is from RefSeq and is a predicted model, not a curated record.
ACAGACCGCCAUCUACAUGUGAUGAGAGGAACAACACCCAUGUAAACCCAUCAGAUGUCCACCAAUCAAAGGCGCGCACAGGUCUCCGCCACGCCCUCUGCGCGCACCUGUUGAGGUCGCGUACCUGUGAGGACGCACGGAGAAAACAGCACCUGCGUCGAGCUGAGAGUAACCCACGCCGGCCUCUGAUCAUCUGGACAUGAAUCCGUGCAGAAAUCCACGCGUGAAUUUUUAGAAGAUCUGCGGAAGUUUGGAUUGUCAGGAUGGUGAGAUUUGCAAAUGCGAUUCCUGUUGCUAUUCAGUCGUCAGGGAAAACUGCGACUGCAGAAAUGGUUUACGGCUCUCAGCGAUCGAGACAAGAAGAAAAUCAUUAGAGACAUCACACAUCUAGUGCUGUCACGACCUCCCAAGGCCUGCAACUUCCUACAGUGGAGAGAUCUAAAGAUUGUGUAUCGGAGGUAUGCGAGUCUGUAUUUCUGUUGUGGUUUGGAGCAGGAGGACAAUGAGCUCAUCACGCUGGAGCUCCUGCACAGAUACGUCGAGCUGUUGGAUCAAAACUUCGGCAAUGUGUGUGAAUUAGACAUCAUCUUUAACUUCGAGAAGGCGUAUUUUAUUCUGGAUGAGUUUGUCAUCUGUGGAGAGGUGCAGGAAACAUCUAAAGCAUCUGUGGCCAAAUCGCUAGAGGAGGCGGAUUCUCUUCAGGAGACAAUGGAGGAGUAUAUGAACAAACCCACAUACUGAAAAACACACCUUCAGUCCAGAACAAGGACACUCAUGAUCAAUGUGAACCUUUUUUCAUGGACUGAAACCGCAAAACAUUCCACUUUUGCGUAUUUUGGCUAAAAUAGAGUGAUUGUAAUGGGUUAUAUGCACACGGGGCGAUACGUACUUCUGUUAUAAUCGCAGCCUAGCGCUGAGGUAAUUCUACCUUUGUAUUUUUUCCUACUAUAGUAGUCAAUGGGUGGCAAAACCUGUCGAAAUAUAUUUCUCUGUUCAUCAGAACAAAGAAAUUAAUACAGAUAUGGAACAUUUUCAUUUUCGGGUGAAGGAUCCCUUGAAGUGCUUCUCCUUUUGGGUUGUUGAUGUAUGACAUAAUGUUUGGAUAAUUUGACUAGGGUCGUUAAUCAUAAUGCUAUGUGGGAAAUUCCAGCAUUAUGGGUGUGACAUUUUGCUUUUUGGAUGUGACAUAAAAACGCUCAGAGAAUGUAUUUGUUACCAAUAUAUUGAACCAUCUGUUUAAAUUUUGUUUAGAGUCUGAACAUCAGAAUAAUAUCAGUCCAUGCAAGAGUUUUCUGGUUUAGAAACGGGAAAUAAACAUGCAAUAUCAAUGUGACAAAAAAAGGAUAUGGUUUUUGAGAGACGACAUACUUUAUAGGAAUUCUGUUAAUUAAGAUGCACAAACCAGAAGCAAAAAUUCUUACAAAUGAAGGAGGGAUGUCUCUUCAUAGAACAUAAAAUAGUUACUUUAUGAGGAUAUGUACCUUUAUGGAUGUGAAGAUAUAGAAAGUGGCACUUAAUGGAUGAUGGAAAAUCAUGCACAGAAAAAAAUGUAUCCUUCAAAAACUUUUUAACAGACUUUUUGACAUCUGUACUGGUAGUUUAGUAAAAACCUUUGGUAUAAAGCUCAUUUGCAUGGAAUUGCCCUUGUACAUCUUGAAGCGACUGAGUGAAAGACGUCAUUGUUCCCUAUGUUAAUGGACAUUACGGACGCCGGAUUUGAGAGCUGGCUGAGAUUUAAGAGGAAAUACGUCAUCGCUCUGUUGUGCAUAUACCCCAUUUUUCAACAAAGUGAGACAUUGUCAACAUUGUUGUUCCCUCACAACAUUUCUGUCAGAUUGCAGGAUUUAGGAUUUUAUGUUUAGAUUUAGGUUUGGGUAAGCAGUUUGUAUGUUGGUUUUAACCACAUAUUAUUUCCUCUUAUUUGGGGGAUGAGUUAUAGUUUCGACCUGUUUCUUUGGCAGGAAUGGUGAUCCAUGUACACAUUUCAUUUGAUUAAAUUACUAUGGUGAAAAGACUAAAACUGCUUUAUUUAAA